UAUAUUUAUGGUGACCAAGAGAAACAUUAACGUUUACAAUUUAGUAUUCCAUGCAAACAAAUAAUUUUAUCAAUUAUUUUUAGUUUAAAUUUCUUUCUAUAAUAUUCAGUAUCGUUUUAGAGAGUCUUUUGUUUUAGAAAUUUUCUUUUUAUAACAAAGAAGAGAAAAUAAGUAAAAAAGGGGAAAAAGUGACGAAAUCGAGGGAGUUUAAUUCCAGUCGUGUAGUGAUUUAUUGUAAAUGUGAGGCCAACGAGUGUAAUAAAGUGACGCAUUCUGCCAGCAGCUAACCAAUUUUGAUUCAUUAAUAGGUCGACCCGUAUGACCCAACGUGUCAGAGUCAACUAAACGAAUUAAUUUACUCACGUUCUUACUUAGAUCGAAUGCGCAAUAUGUGUCUUUCGCUACAAAAACAAAAUUCCAAUUGUUGUCAAGGGUGACUACUUCUAUUUGUGAAAAGUACUGUAUCUCGUAUCAGUCGUAUUCUGUGUUGAUGUGUCAUUGUAAAUCAACGACAAAAUUAUCUUAAAAAUUUUCUUGAAAUGUAGAUGUUGAUUAAUUUUUGUUCAUUAAAAAGUUUCAUGAGAUGAAGAUGCAGUGGUUCGCCAUAAUGAUGUGCUUGUAUGCAGGAGUAGCAAGUGCGCGGACAGAAGAAGACCAACAAACAUCCUCAUCAAGUACAAUAACAGGAAUGUCUGGAGGAGCAUUAGAACAAUGCUUUUAUCGCCAAUCUAACGAAUGUCCUAAUGUUGAAACAACUGGAUGUUCUUGUACAAAAAUUGUUCUCGCCCACAAUAAUCCUGAAGGCACUGCUGUGUUUUGUUGCAACUUGGAUAUUAGAAAUCUUGCUACCGAGCUAUCUUGUGCAGGAUUUCCAUCAAACGUAUCCUACGUACAUAUAAGAAAUCUGACAUUAGAUGUAUUCAAUGUAAGUGAAAUUAGAUGGAGAAGAUUGAAAUCGCUUGCUGUAACAGAUGGAAAAAUAAACCGUGUGAAAGGACAGUUUCGAAUGAUGACGCCAACACUGUGUUUGAAUCUAUCUAAUAAUGGUCUUAUAGAAGUAGAAAAUAAUUCGCUUACACGUUUAGUACAACUUACCACUUUGGAUUUAUCUUACAAUAAUCUUAAACAUUUACCAGCACUAAAUACAAUGAAUGGCCGUGAAUUCUGGCUGGAUAUUUCAGGAACAAAUACACUUUGGUGUCACGAUAUCUACCAAUACAUUAAUAAAACAGGAGAAAAACAGAUUAAUUUUAAUCGUGAAAACGAAACUGUAUGUUCAGCUAGUAAAACAUGGCAUUGGUUCAAUACCACCGAGCAAGUUCCUCUGAAACAAGUUCGAUAUCUUAGUUUGUUACAAACAGAAUGCCCAAAAGGAGAUACUUGGCAGUGCCAAUGCAAUUUCAGAAGAUUGGAUAUUGUCGAAGGUAAACCACCGACUUUAGCGGUAAAUGUGGAUUGUAGUGGUAUUCAAAUUACCGAAUUACCUGAAAAAUUACCUCGCAAUACUAUAGCCUUGAAUGUAUCGUACAACAACAUUACAGCAUUAGAUGAUCUAAGCACUAAUCCAUGUUACGAAGAUAUAAGAGAUUUUUAUGCAGACUAUAACAAUAUAUCAUCUAUAAAUAAACUGGAAGGUUCUAAGUUUUUAGACAAUUAUGCUUUCCUCAGUCUACGGUAUAAUAAAAUCAAAUCCCUUCCAACAUACAUUUUGAGUCCUAACACUUAUGAUAAAAGUUUUACCAGUUCGCGUUUGGUGAAACUUGGAGGAAAUGAAUUACAUUGUGAUUGUAAUACUGCUAAAAAUGUAAAGGUAUGGUUACAAACUCGCAUAUUAGAUUCGGAUGAAGUAUUAUGUGAAAAUGUUAAAGAAAAGGUUGUUGAUUUAGAACCUUCAAAAAUGUGUGUAUACCCAGGUGAUUGGACAGAUUAUAUUUACUACAUUAUCGCUACAGAGGUAGUUCUCUUAAUAAGUUUGAUAGCAAAAGUAUCUUAUGAUUAUUGGGUUUUUAAAACAGCCGGUUAUCUUCCAUGGCCAGCAAACAAAAUGCCGAAAUUACCUUGUGAUUGGCUUUGCGAAACUUGAAAUUUUUCACAUAUAAUAUGUUUCUAUUUGGUCUUUCAAUAUAUUUCGAUGAAACAGACUUUAAUACUAUUUCUACGAAUUUAUAUGAAUUUAUAAAAUUCAUUUCAUCGAAUUCGUUUUGAAGGCUUUUAUAACAACAUUUAAAUGAGACUGGAUUUGACUAGACGAUUAUAUAUAUUUAACUGAAGAAAAAGCUACACCAGUAAACAGAAUUGACAAUCAGUAUGACUUAAAUAUUCUGAAUAAUUCCAUGCUUUCUUAAACGCACACACGUAUGCGUGCAUUUGUAUGCAUAUAAAAGCACAGAAAAAGUUUACCAUGUUCGAAUUCAGAAAAAAAAAGUUACCUUACAUAAAUUCAUGUAAUUUAUGUACACCACCGAUUCAUCAUAUACAUUUACAUAGUUAUACUU
This is a messenger RNA of Megalopta genalis, 2495 nucleotides long. It is a transcript of the gene hfw, whose product is annotated as leucine-rich repeat domain-containing protein hfw. NCBI's taxonomy places the organism in Eukaryota, Metazoa, Arthropoda, Insecta, Hymenoptera, Halictidae. Gene Ontology annotation, molecular function: protein binding. The record is from RefSeq and is a predicted model, not a curated record. Gene Ontology annotation, cellular component: plasma membrane.